AUGGAAUACAACAAAACCAAUGAAGAUGCACGAGCUUUAACAUAUCUUGAAUUCCCACAUUACUAUGUCUUUGACAAAAAGAAGAAGAUCUGGACAAAAAGAAAGCGUGGAUUUGCAGUUGGACGGAUGACUCAUGCAUCUCCUUCUUCAAGAGAAUUCUACUAUCUUAGAGUCCUCUUAACUAAGGUCAAAGGCCUAAGAUCAUAUAAAGAGAUUAGAACAGUUGAAAAUAUUAUCUAUCCAACUUUCAAGUCUGCUUGUCAUGCUAUGGGAUUACUAGAAGAUGACAUUGAAUAUAUUGAUGCAAUCAAAGAAGCUGCAAACUGGGCAUUAGGGCACUAUUUGAGAAAAUUCUUUGUCAAUAUUGUCUUUUCAUAUGCACAGAAGCAACAAGCUGCAUUGUUUGAAAUAAAUCAAUUAUUACAAGCGAAUGGAAAAAGCUUGACUGACUACCCUACCCUACCAAGGCUUGAAGCUCACAAGCACAUUGAUGUUACCAACCACCUUAUCAUGCACGAAUUAAAUGUCAACAGAGAAAAUUUACAGCUCGAGAGUCAAAAGCUAAUCUCCUCUUUAACUAAAGAACAGAAAACUAUUUUUCAUUCAAUUAUGUCUUCCAUUGGCACUUCAUCACAAGGAUUCUUCUUUGUCUAUGGUUAUGGUGGGACUGGGAAAACAUUCCUUUGGAAUGCAUUAAUCACAACAAUUCGUGCCAAAGGGCAAAUUGUUUUAGCUGUCGCAUCCAGUGCUAUUGCAGCAACACUAUUACCUUCAGGAAGAACAGCUCACUCUCGAUUUGUGAUUCCAAUUGAGAUUAAUGAAGACUCCAUAUGUAACAUCAAGCACAGUUCACCACUUGCUAACCUUCUAAGAGAAACAACUUUGAUUAUAUGGGAUGAAGCACCAAUGAUCAAACGACAUUACAUUGAAGCCUUUGAUAGAUCAUUAAGAGACAUUAUGUUCAUUGAUGAACCAUUUGGAGGCAAAUGUGUUGUUAUGGGAGGUGAUUUUCAACAAAUAUUACCAGUUAUUCCAAAAGGAGCCAGAGCUGAUAUUGUGAAUGCCUCUAUUAACUCUUCAUACUUGUGGAAUAGUUGCAUAAUCUUCAAACUCACAAAAAACAUGCGCCUUUCUACUGCUUUGACACUUGAAACAACUGCAGAAAUUAAUCAGUUUGCCAAUUGGUUACUUGAUGUUGGUGAUGGAAACUUAUCACUUCCUAAUGAUGGCAUGGCAAAGAUAGAAAUUCCUCCUGAGUUGUUAAUUACAAAAUACUACAAUCCCCUCGAAGCUAUAGUCAAUUCCACUUAUCCAGAUUUGCUCCAACACUUAUCUGACUCCAAAUACUUCAAUGAUAGGGCAAUUUUAGCUCCCACAAUAGAAACUGUGAAUCAGUUGAAUGAUUAUAUGUGCUCAUUAUUGCCUGGUCAAUCAGUCGACUACUUCAGUGCAGAUUUAGUUCCAAAAAUAGAACAGGAUAAUGACUCCAUUGACGACUUAUACACAACUAAAUUUCUCAAUACAAUCAAUUGCUCUGGCUUACCUCAUAUAAACUCACUUUAA
Molecule: messenger RNA, 1563 nt
Organism: Prosopis cineraria
Lineage: Eukaryota; Viridiplantae; Streptophyta; Magnoliopsida; Fabales; Fabaceae
Exons: 2
Coding region: 1-1563 (520 amino acids)
Biological process (GO): DNA repair; telomere maintenance
Molecular function (GO): DNA helicase activity
Source: RefSeq, a predicted model, not a curated record